This is a messenger RNA of Humulus lupulus (European hop), 567 nucleotides long. RefSeq lists its product as uncharacterized. Bases 1 to 567 code for a protein of 188 amino acids. The transcript has a single exon. NCBI's taxonomy places the organism in Eukaryota, Viridiplantae, Streptophyta, Magnoliopsida, Rosales, Cannabaceae. The record is from RefSeq and is a predicted model, not a curated record.
AUGAUUUAUCGGAUCCAUGAUGUGUAUGACAAGAUGUUGAGCUUGACUGGGAAUGGGAUGUUCUGGACAAGAAUCGUUUGGAGUGCUUGUGUUAUUCCUAAGCAUGCUUUCAUUACUUGGUUAGCAAAAUUGAAUAGAUUAAAAACAAAGGAUAGGCUUCACCACAUGGGGAUUGUGAACUCAGAUAGAUGCCUGAUAUGUGAUAAUGCUUCAGAAAAUAUCUGUCAUUUGUUUUUCUCUUGUUAUUACAGCAAGAAAUGCAUUAUGGUAGUUAAGCUUUGGCUGGGGUGGCUCUCGAAUGCUGAGAAUAUACAUGAGCUUCUGAGAUGGAUUGCUAGAGGAAAGCAUCUGUCUCGCUUCAGAAGGUGGAUGUUCGCUUCUGGUUUAGCGGCAACUACAUAUCACUUAUGGAGGGUUAGAAAUCUUGCCUUAUGGGAGGAUAAAGUACAGAGUAUUGAUUGUACAGUUAGGCAUAUUAAAAGGGAUGUUAAGAAUAGAGGGUAUAAUUUUGUGAAAAAUAGAAUUUCAGAAUCAGAUAAAAUUUGGUUUGAGGAUUUAAUUGUAUAG